CGCUCCGUCCAGCUACUCAACGUUCCCGAGCACGCAACCUACGCUGAUCUCGUUGCCGUGGUGCGAGGCGGCAUCCUGUUCGACCUCUCCAUCACUCGGCGUGCGGGAACCGCAACCAUCACCUUUGCAGAGGUAUCUUCGGCCGCAGCCUACUACGCCCACGUGCGGGACAAUGACCUCUACAUCAAAAGCAAGAGAGUCGAGAUCCGCUGGUCGGACCGCUUCCAGACCCUGCACGAGCACUUCACCAAGCGCAUCGCAAACGGCGCAACCCGCAACCUCGUCAUGCGCAAGUGCAACGCCAGCCACACAGAGGCCUCGAUCCGCAAGGACCUCGAGCACAUCCACAACCUCAGGGUCGUCGGCAUAAAUUUCGGCGACGGCAAUUGCCACAUUAGUACCAACUCGGUGCCGAGCGCUAUGUAUGCCCGCACCUGCAUGAUGAGUCGGCUCAAGUACAAGGGCUGCCGCAUCGAGUGGGACAUUGAUGAGUGCGCUCAGCCCCUGAGCCAGAUGCCCGUCAUGUCUCGUCGGCGUGCCCCUUUCCCCGUCACCCCCGUGGCCCGCCCCGUCCGCAAUACGAGCAACCGCUUCCAGCUUCUCGCUUCUGAAGCCACUUCCGAUGAAUGA
Molecule: messenger RNA, 630 nt
Organism: Trichoderma citrinoviride
Lineage: Eukaryota; Fungi; Ascomycota; Sordariomycetes; Hypocreales; Hypocreaceae
Exons: 3
Molecular function (GO): nucleic acid binding
Source: RefSeq, a predicted model, not a curated record